UGGCUGAAAGCAGUUCUCCGUGCGCGCGCCUGCCCGUUAGGUUGCUGGGCUCCUGGCGCGGGGCGGCGAGUCCUCCUCCUCCUCCUCCUCCGCUCUCUCCUCCCUCUCAUUUCCCCUCCGCCCCUUUUCCCUUUCCCCGCGCUUUGUUGGUGCCUUUCCCGGGAGGGUGGUAGUGGUGGUGGCGGCGGUGGUGGCCGGCGGCGAUGCCUGAGUUCCUGGCGGAUCCGUCGGUGCUGACCAAGGAGAAGCUGAAGAGCGAGCUAAUCGCGAACAAUGUGAGCCUGCCGGGCGGCGAGCAGCGCAAGGACGUGUAUGUGCAGCUCUACCUGCAGCAUCUCACCGCCCGCAACCCGCCCGCCGCCGUGCAGCCCGACUUCUCCAGCGACGAAGAGCGGGAGCCCACGCCUCUAGGCGCCAGGAACCGCGGCGCUGCCCCUGGGCGGAAGGCCACAAAGAAAACUGACAAACCCAGACCAGAGGAGAAGGAUGACCUAGACAUAACAGAGAUGAGUAAUGAAGAUCUUCAAGAGCAACUUAUGAAGUAUGGACUAAAUCCUGGUCCAAUUGUAGCUACUACUAGGAAACUUUAUGAGAAAAAACUAUUGAAACUGAUGGAGCAAGGCCCAGAACCAAAGGCACCCGUGCCUCUCCCAGUGAUUUCUUCAGCUACAGAUAACACAAGGCAGAAUGGAAGUAAUGAUUCUGACCAGUACAGUGACACUGAAGAAGAUCCGAAGACUGAACUGAGGCUUGAGAAGAGAGAACCAUUGAAAGCCAGGACAAAGACUCCAGUAGCACUCAGACAAAGAAGAGCUGUUGACCACAACCAGACCUAUUCUCAAGAUGGAGUUACUGAGACUGUCUGGACAAGUGGAUCUUCAAAAAGUGGACCUCUGCAGGCAUUUUCUAGGGAGUCUACAAGAGUAUCAAGAAGAACACCAAGGAAAAGGGUGGAAGCUACAGCACAGUUGACUGUAGAUGAUGCUGUAAUAUCAGAGAGUACUCCCAUAGCUGAAACUAUACUGACUGCAAGCAACGAGACCCUAGUUGGCAGUAGGGUGACUGGAAAUUACAAGCAUGCAGUUCCUACGCUGUCAGUCAGUGAACUCUCAGACAUGCCCAGAAGAACACCAAAGAAACCAUUGAUGACAGCUGAACAAGAAGAGACAGAUUGCCUACCUCAGUACUUUUUUAAUCAUGUUGGCCACAACCAAUCCUGUGAUCUGCUCAACACAGCCAUGAUAGAGGUGCUGGAGAGAACUCAUACAGAAGAACGAAGAGUAGAAAGGGAUAUUCUCAAGGAAAUGUUCCCUUAUGAAGUAUCAACACCUACAGGAAUUAGUGCUAGCUGCCGUAAACCCAUCAAAGGAGCUGCUAGCCGGCCUAUAGAGCACAGUGACUUCAGAAUGGAGGAAUGUUUCUCUAAGUAUGCUCCAAAAUACGGUACCUCAACUGACAUCAAGUUGGAGAAACCACCAACAAAAAAACGCUCCAUUCCCCUGUGGAUAAAAGUUCUUCUCUUUGUUGUCAUUUCAGUCUUCUUGUUUUCAGUUUAUCAGUCAAUGGAAACUAAUCAAGGAAAUCCUUUCUCUGAGUAUCUGAGUAUUAUCCAUCAGGGUGGUACCAAGUGAGUACCUUCUGAAAGGCACACGCAAUUUGAUCUCCUGUUUUUAAUUGUAGAGAACUCUUCUGCCCUCUCAUCGGCUCAAGGACUUCUUACAAAUAAUGUGAUUGGAACAUGAUAAAUUGGAUAAAGGAAGAAAGAUAAUACUAAAUGGACAUCAGUCACUUUCUGGAUUUGGACUAGUAGGAGAUCACUGCCAUAGGAGUAACAUUUUUUUAAAUCUUUGAACUUUUUGUAGGCUUUAUUUUUUUAAUGUGGACAUCCUUUAAAUUCAUUUUUUGAGAAAAUGUAUAUUUGUUUUUGCAAGAACUUGGAAGCUGAGAAGGGCAAAAACGUAGUAAAAUGUGAAGCUGUGUUUUUAAAGCUUUUCCUUUGUACAGAAAAGAGGUUGUACUUCUGUCUCUAUAUAGAUUAUUGUGGAGGAGGAUUUUAACACAGGUGAUAAAGGGAAAUGCUUUUUUGAAUGCAUUUCUUUCAGUAACCAUGUAACUGAAUUUGAUGUCUUCUAGGAUGUAGGGAGAGUAUGACAACCUUUUCUGUAGAUUACUGUAAUUUUUUAGUAAAUGUAACUGUAAACCUGUUUGCAUUUCUGUAAAAGUCUUGGUAUCAUAUUAGUAACUCCGUUUAAGUGUAACUUCAUUUAAAUGUAUCACUUUGUUUUAGUGCUUACAGUGUUGUAGGAGCUGAAUACAAACCUAAUUGGCAAGAGAUGUCUUAGAGGAACUUAUUUAUUAGUAAUAUGUGUGGAAAAUAAAAUUUGCAUCAAUAUAAUUUACUACUAAAAUACUUCUUUGGGUCAGAGUUGUUAUCUGAAGUAGUCUAAAUUUUGACGUUAGCAGUGGUAUUUUUUAUUUUAUUUUAAGUGAGGUCUUUCCAACACAGCUUUUGAAUAUUCAUGUAGAAAAGCAUUCUCAAAGUGUGAAAAUUCCAUAUGAAGUUUUAUUCUUGUAUGAAGAGGGCAUUGCUGCAUUUUCUGCUACAAUUUCAUCUUCUGAGGUGAGAUUUACUACUUUCAUGCAAUUGAAUAUUUUUCUCAGUGGAAGCAUGCUGAAACACUCUAUAUUGUGUAACUUAGUUGAUCGGGCAGCUGACUUCACUACUACCAAUGAAGAGUGAUAAGCAACAAUUUUUCAAAGUGAAUGUAUACAUUUUGGUGUGCUUAAAAUCUGCAGCAUCCAGAUGUUCAGUCUUACUGCUUGGUACAAAAUCGCAAUAAAUCAUACUAAUUCUUGAAGUGCUACUUAUAAAAUGCUGAGAACAUUAGUUAAUAGUCAUUAUCUUUUUACUCUAGGUACAGUUAUUGCAUAGGCUAUAGCUAUGGAGAAGCUUUACUUUCUGUGAACUUUGGGACAAACAUGGUAAUUUGUAGCAAAGCAAUAGUUUUGGGGGUUUAUUUCUGUUAAGAUUAGUUUUUGUUUUUCCUUUUAAUCUGCCUUUCUAAUAAUCCAAAUAGCUAAACUUGUGUCCAUCCUAUAGAAAAUUGUAACAUAAGACAUUCACUUCUGGUGUCAAAAUGCAGAAAAAUAAAAAUGAUUUUAAUGUGUGUGGAUUUUCCUUAUCAAAAUAAAUUCAUUGCUGAAAAGCAGCAAGACA
This is a messenger RNA of Melopsittacus undulatus (budgerigar), 3217 nucleotides long. It is a transcript of the gene TMPO, whose product is annotated as thymopoietin. Lineage: Eukaryota; Metazoa; Chordata; Aves; Psittaciformes; Psittaculidae. Bases 204 to 1631 code for a protein of 475 amino acids. The transcript is spliced from 10 exons. Gene Ontology annotation, molecular function: DNA binding. The record is from RefSeq and is a predicted model, not a curated record.